AUGGUAGUGACAUUGACGAAGUUGGAAAGACUACAGAAGGCGGAGAAGUCGCGCACAUUCAAACCACUCAUCGAUGAGCUGAUCAACUGCGAGGAUGCGGUGUUUGUGGGGAAGUUGGAGGCGAUCCGCGAGUGGGACAGGCCGAAGGACGAUUUGUUCCUGUGGAUCCCGGUGCUGGACCGAAUGGAUGACAUGCUGGGGAAGGUAGUGGCGAAGUAUAAGUACCAUACAACUGACUGUAAACGUCAUCCCGUAAAGCUAAUUGAGAUGGCGAAGCCGGAUGAGGACUGGGUUGCGACGUUGCUAUUUUUCACUUGCAGGUUGCUGAAUAAUACUUCGAACCGCUCGCUAUAUUCGUCUCUGGACAUGAUGAGCGACUUGUUAAACUGCCCGAACUUCCGGGUAAAGUUGGGCGCGAUGAAGGUGAUUGCCACGAUUGGCGAGCGGCACGUGGUGGCUCGCCACAGGAUCGAGAACUCGAGCGUUCUCGCAAGCCAGCAUUUGAAGAAACGCUCGCUGAGCCUGGCACUUGCUCUUCCUUCUUCCACGACAGACGAUAACUCCGACCACUUUUCUCUAGUAGACCUAUUCUUUGAUAAAAGGAAGUAUCCUUCCAAAUGGUCGCAACUUCAAUACACAUACUACAUUACAAAGAAGCAGGCGGGGCAACAGUCUACUCAAAAGCCCAGCCAGGUUUCCUCAAUGAAGCGGUUUGUUCUUAACAACGAGGAACUGAGGUUUCUGUCACUACAGCAGAUAUUUGACCGAGCCAUGAAUGACCUGCCAUCUGAGUUUUGGUUUGACUUCUCUUUGCAGGCGUCCAUCGCGAAGGCAUUUAGCGACGAUUCAUUUGAGAAUAUACAACUGCGGAGUCUGAUCAUCCAAACCAAGUUUGCAGCGAUUGCAUUUGCAAAUGCAAUAUACAUUCCCCCACAGGUGAGCUCCAAGCUAUUCGAAAUGGAUCCCUACGCAUUCAAUAACUUAACAGAUUUCAUCUCUCUGUCAGAGACGAAGAUACCGAAAGAUUUGCGAACUGAUGCGUUGUUUGCGUUGGAAUGCAUUUCGCUAAAACACGUUUGGUGUUCAGACAUAGUAAGAAACCUGGGGGGCAACAUGUCACAUGGUUUAUUAUUUCAGAUCCUGAGAUACAUUGCCAAGGUUUUACGUGAAGGAGACGAGGACGCUGUGGAUGAAGAGUAUAAUGUCAGGUUUUUCUAUCUGAUUUCGAAUCUGGCGGAUGUAAAGGCACUUCAAGAAUCGCUAAUAUCCGCAGGCCUGAUCUCCAGCUUACUAGAGAUCGUUUCAACUCAAAACAGCAAGUACAAACGUACCCUAGCAUCCGCUGCACACCUGCUUGAAGAUGUUAUAAGUGACGCAGAUGCAACGGCAGAAUUUAUCAAUAACAACGGUUUUAAUAUUUUGAUUCAAACCGUUACCUAUGAAGUCAACUUCGCAGUUCAAAACCCCUCGUCCGCAGAGCCCCCAAAAUACUCGGUUGUUUAUUAUUCAAUUUCAUUCAGGCAGCUUGGCUUUAUCAGAAGUUUAUUGAAAUUGGUGUUGAAGUUACUGAAGACUGAUUCUGGUGAUCGGAUUAGGAACUUGAUUGAUUCACCUAUCCUAUUGGCGUUUAAUAAAAUAUUGGAAAAUCGGCCAGUUUUUGGGUAUACAUUGGUUUCUCAUGCACUUGAUGUUGUUCAGACAAUAAUUAACACGGAGCCAACCAUAUACCAAGUUUUGGUGGAGUCAGGCACCAUUCCAUAUAUUUUGCAAAACUUUGAUCAGUUUUUGGGACCUACGAGUGAUUUGCUGUGUAUGCUUCCGGAGGUAAUUUCUGCAAUUUGCUUAAAUACAGAUGGGCUGAAGCAAGUCAAAGAGAAAAAUCUACUCAAAUACCUUUUUCAAGUUAUUAAGACCCCUGAGUUUGCCAAAAUAUUGUCAUGGGAGGAUCAGGCGGUUAAUUAUGGUGUGGCGUUGGAUGAGCUGGCCAGGCACUACCCAGAAUUGAAACCAUUGAUUGAAGACUAUUUUGCUGCAACAGUAAAAGAAUUGCCAUCUCUGACCUCUUAUACACAUUCCUACCUGUAUGAAUCUACCGCGGGGAAUGGAGAGUUCUACCUAUCAGAAAAUGAAACUAUUAUUGAUAAUGAAGAUGGUGCGGAUGAACUUGCAUUUUGGGAGGUUCAGGAAUCAUCCCCAAUAAUAGAUUGUUUUUCGGGAGUUUUCUAUUCCAUGGCAUCUGAAAAUAUUUCCUGGGCCAAUCUAACAGAAAAGAUAGCCUUUCAAGACUUCUUAAGUGUCGCGAUUCCUGAGAAACCAACAUUUGACUACAUCAAUUCGCAAACUUUGUUAAAUUUCACUGACGUUUUAAAGAUGUUUGAUGAUGAACGCAGGUCGUAUGCUUUACCAGAGUUGUUAACAAUUUUAGAUUCUAAGUUUGCAGAUCUUGAAGAUUUCCUGUCAUAUGAUUUCACAAAAUCCUAUGUUUUGAAUGAACCAAAAGACAGGGUCGUUGCAACUUUGAAUAAGCUGAACGUCUUGAAUGUGAUUCUCUACAUUAUGACCGACAUUUACAUUAAUAUCACUACUCUAUUUCCCGUUCGUGUCAUUCAAAUGAUGGAAUUCUUUGAGAAAAAUGGGUUUAAUCUCAUAACUAAUUUAAGAAAGAUGUUCCAAAGAUGUGUUUUAGAGGAGAUGUACAUCAGAUCACGCCUUCCACCAGCAGUUGCUGAGGAGACUAUCUCUCCUGGAAUAAGUUUUGUACCGCCCAUUCUGAUUCAUAAAGAUGUUCCUUUAAAGACUGAAGCGAAACAGGAGAAGACAUCCGCAAAGUUUAAGAAUACAUUGGAGACAAGACACUUGUUCCAAAAGGUACAGUCCUGGACGUCAAUGUUAUUCCGUUGUUUCCUACGGCUAACCCAUGCAAGGAAGAUGAACGUGGAAAGGUAUGACCGGGCGCUAGAGAUAAGGAUAUUUGAUAAAGUUGUAAACGAAAUUGUUGAAAUGCUGAACUUGGAUUAUUUGGAUUCCCAUUUAAGUUAUUUCUUGGUUGUUUUGGAUUUCAAUACGCAUAUUUUCACCUGCCCAAAAGCAUCUUUAACCAUAUCAGAUGGCAUCGUUCAAACGGUCCCGACUUUCCUUUUCUAUCAAGCCGGAGGGUUUGCAAUCUAUCAUGAACUAAUAAAGAAGCUUUCUACGCGUUUAUUGGGAUUUGAUGGCAUUGAGGCAAUAGAGAAAGUGGAAUAUGUUAAAGAUCAAGAUGAUAUUCUAACCGUGGGUGUGUUGAUGAACUCAAUUGCGUUCAUGAAUAGAUGUAUUCAAUUGGAGACAAUGGAGAAUAUCCGUUCUAUAGCGGAGUAUUACCCAUAUGACGACAUAUACUAUAAUUUAACGAGGGCGUUGAUUGUGCCGGUGAAGAUCCUCUCCCUCGGUGCCAUCUCAGAGAUAUUUUCCCAAGGAGAAGUAUUUGAUACAGACAGAAGACGUAUUCCAUAUUCCGUCUUCAAGCAAAUACUCAGCUUACUGAAAAAUAUUUACAAUAGUACAUUUGAGUUGGAGGAAGGUACCGAUGUUUACGAGCUUAGAUGGGAUUUGAUGCCUAUCUCUCAUAGAAAGGUUGAAAUGCUAAAAUCGUGUGGUAUAUCUCACGACGUGGCUGUUGGUUACUUGGAAGAGGAGAAGGAUGAACUACCGAUACAUGUGAAACCUGAUGUUUUCUCGGACAGUGAAUGGCAGAGAUACCAGGAAGAAAGAAGCUCUGGAUCGUGGAGAACUAACAUUGAGUUGUUGCCUCCGCAGUACAAUGGCUCUUCAACCAGAGAGACUUUGUCGAAAAUGCGUACAGAGUUUUAUCAGAAUGGAUUUGAAUCAGGUAUUUUGAAGAUAUUGCAACAUUAUCCUAAACUAAUAAAUGCUAUAUCACAUAUGUUUUUUGAAAUGUACGGCGAGCUGGGGUUUUCGCAUACUACCAUGCUUGAAGAUUUGCAGGAUAUGAUGAAUACCAUUCCAAUUGAAAAUACUAAUAAACUUGCGCCCGUUAUUCAUCUAUUUGGAAUAUUCUUGAAUGAUAAAAAUAUCUAUGAUCAGGCUAAGAAAGAGAUAUUUAAAUUCGUCUCAUACUUGUCAAUGAACUUGCAUCCAGAGAAUGUGAAUUAUUCUUGGUUUUCCAAGGCUCUAUACGUCUAUGAGAUAAUUUUUGCGAAGUCCGAGACACCUGAAGCUUCCCCUUUACCAGAAAAUGUCACAGUUUCAUUCUCGUCGAUUCCUAUCAUAUACAGAAUUUCCCAGAAAGAUAAAGACAUUAUCUUUAACUUGUUAAUCCGCGCUAAUGAAGUUACUGACUUCUAUUCUGCUUUGGCAAUUUCAAGGAUACUUAUCCUUUAUACCCGUGAAGAACGGUACGCGCAGGAAGUCACACAAUCGGGAAUUUUGUCUAAAUUGCUCAAAGUUAUUGGUGCAAAUCAAAAAUUUGAUAAGAUAAACUACCUGGAAUCUUCUUACCUUCUGUUAGUAAGAAGAUGUUUUGAAACCAAAGAGAUUGUGACUAGCCUCAUCGAUUAUGAGCUAACUAGAGCUUUCACUACGAGGGCAAUAGGCGAUCACAAGGAGAAGCCACGUGAUUUGCCAGCACUUGUUAAUGAGAAAGCGAGCAUAGUGAUGAGGGAUCCUGAAGUGUUUGUCAAUCGGAUAUCUGAGACGGCAAGAUUUGAAGACUUUAAUUCAUCUAAGGAGCUUGCAAGUUUAAGCGUCAGAAGGCACAUGGAUGAGAAGGAUGAGGAAAUGACUAGUAAACCGCUCUCGUCUGAAGGUUCUAAUUCCCCGAUUACUGGUAUUGUUCAUUUACUAUUGUCACAGUUGAUGGCAGCGCAUAAACGAGAUUGGGUGAGCGAAACACCUUUGACACCAGAGGAGGAGAAUCAAAAGAACAAGAAGAAGAAGGACGAAGUGAAAGUCUCCAAAAAUCCAGUCUGUGCUUAUAUGAUUUUUCUGCUUAAGGUGCUAACUGAACUUGUGAGCAGUUAUAAGCAGAGUAAAUUUGAGUUCCUCACAUACAACAAGAAAAACGUCUAUAACGAGACUCCAAAACCGCGAGCGACUGCCUUGAACUUCUUCCUCUACCAGCUAUUGGAUACUAACUUCCAGGACAUGGAUAAACAUGAAGGUAAGAGGCGUGCAAUGAUAAGCGGUUUAGCUAGAGAUACCAUAAUUGGAUUUGUAUCUUCGGUUCAAGAUAGCGAAACCAAAAAGGUUGAUCCAAAGAUAGUUGACUCUGACAUGACAUAUAUUAGGAAAUUUACCAUUGAGGCAAUAUCCAAGGCCAUAAAGGAGGCUGGUGUUUCUGCGAAAACUAUCGAUGCUAAUGCUGGGAAAUUGUUUGGUUGGUUUCAUCUAAUUUCCUCCUUGCUGGUGGUAGACAAGGGGUACAUCUUUUCCGUGCUUGAUUCUAAUAAAUCAUCCAAUGACAAGUAUCAAUUGUGCAAACUGCUGAUUGAGAUGAAUACCCCUGGUACAAUAACUGAUUGUAUGGCAUCCCUGGACUUGAAUUAUCCUCUCACAAAGAAAUUAUUCAAUAGUGCUGUUGAACCUUUGAACGCUUUGAAUGAGGUCAGAAAUAACUUUGCUGACCUCUUUAAACUUGAAAAUAACGAGGAUGAAGAUGUGGAAGAUGUUGAGUCAGAUAAGGAUGAUGUUCCAGAUAUGUUCAAAAACUCAGCACUAGGUAUGUAUGACAUCGAGGAUGUAGAAGAUGAUCAUGAUGAUGAUGAAAAUGAAUCUUUAAUUGGGGACGAUGAGGAUAUUGCGUUUGUUCAUGAUGAAGAUGGUCUUGAGGUUGUGUUCAGUGAAGAUGAAGAUGCAAAUGAAGACACCACGGAUGCCAGUAAUUCUAUAGGCAGUGACUCGGAAGGUAAUUCUGAUUUCGGAGGAAGUGGACCAAAUGUCACAUUGGAAGUUUAUACAGACUCAGAAGAUGCAAUAGAAGACGUUAACACCGCGGCAAUCCGUAUUACUUCUGGUAAUUCUGCAGAGCACAGCUACUAUUCUGAAGGGGAAGAUUCUGCUGAAAUAGAAAUUUAUGAAGAAGAAUACGAUUCGGAAAUAGAUAUCGACAUGGAUGAUGAUUCAGAAUUAGGCUCUUCCAACUGGGAAUCUGGUCUCUCUGAUUUAUCCGACUCAGAAGCCUAUUCCGAUGAAGAAAGAACCAACAAUACAGGUGACGGAUUUGUACGUUGGUAUAGUGACGACGGUGUAGAAUUUGAGGAUGAUACAGAUGAGGAAGGGAGAGGUCUGUUUACAGGCAUUCAACACGUUUUUCCUACUGAAGAGCAAUUGUUCAGGGUACAUGCAAGUGGCGCUGCACGGUCGACUGGUCGUCAUCAUCAUCGGCAUGGUGCUGCGCCUUUUACUACAUCUACUAUUACCCUCGGUGCCUCACAAAGACGUCCACACAGUAUCCUAUCGAAUCCAUUAGGUCCUUCUGGGUUAGAAGAGGUUGAAAAUGAUAUUGUGUCACAUUAUUUGGGGAAUGUUGAGACAAGUGACAGGAUUGGACUAAGUUCUAUUCCUCGCCUUCCUCGUGUUUUGCUCUUUGAUGGGGAGUUGUUCGAUGAUAAAUCAUCAUCCGGAAUACUAUUGAAGUCUACGACAGCGAGAUGGAAUGAUAUCUAUGAAAUGUUUUAUGACUCCAAGGUUUAUUCCAACAAUGUUGUUACAACAAUUAUAUCUAGGAUCUUUGAACCUAGUGCUGAGCUUUACUUAAAGGAACAGGAAGAGAAUGCGGUGAAAGAGAGUUCUAGAAUUAAUGAACCAACAAGACGUCAAGAUGAGAGGAAACGAAAGCUCCACGAGAUCGACUCUGAUGAGGAACAUAUAGAAGAAGAGGAAGAGCAUGAUGAAGUAGUAGAACCAAUCGAGGCACCAGGAAUAAACUCGCCGCAAGCAAGAGCGCCACAGGAACCAGUCUAUGUCACCAUUGAUGGAGAAGCGGUUAAUAUUGCUGGAACGGACAUGGAUGCUGAAUUCCUGAAUGCUUUGCCAGAUGAUAUAAGAGCUGAAGUAUUUGCACAACACAUUAGAGAGUAUAGGACACAGUUCCAAGGAUCUGAGGGCUCGUCUAGAGAGUUAGAUGCUGGGUUUUUGAAUACUAUACCUGAAACUCUCAGACAGGAGAUCUUGGCCCAAGAAGUCCCAUUAGAGAGGAAUGCAAGGCCUAGUAUCUUGGGUUUAAGAAAUAGAGAAGGGGAGGAGUUUAGUGAAGUCGAGGAUGAGUCUCCAAGAUUUAAUGAACAACGUACCGAAUCUUCUAAAACCAAAACGGACAGAGUGCAUUUUGCUCCUCUUUUGGACCGCUCUGGAAUUGCGGCAAUUAUGAAGGCUGUAUUUAUUCCGCAACCAUACCUAUCUCGGGAAAUCUACCACGAAUUGUUUUAUCGUCUGUGCUCUAGUAAACAAAAUCGAAGUGACAUUAUGAAUAUGCUCCUACUCAUUUUAAUGGAUGGAAUUAAUGAUCAACAUUCUCUAGAAAGAGUUUACAAUCUUUUGUCAAAUAGAGCGGCUUCUAGUAAUAGCGGUACGAGCAAAACCCCACAAAGACAAUUGCCUCCGGAUUGCACGCCUUUAAUUGUUACCAACCAGUGCAUUGAAAUCUUACAGAGUAUGGUGGAUGCAGACUCCAAGUUAAAAUACUUCUUUAUCACAGAACAUGAGAAUCUGCUUAUCAAUAAAUCACCACUGAAGAAUAAAAAAGAUAUAUUCUCAAAGAAUAUGAAGUGGCCAAUCAACUGUAUUCUAGCACUGUUAGAGAAAAAGGUCAUCACAGAUGAAGCUGUUUUAAUGGAUCUCCUCACUAGAAUAUUACAGGUCUGUUCAAAACCUAUAUCUAGUAUUGUGAAGAGCUCUAAGGAUGGAAAGAAGAAGAAGUUUGAGGUCCCUGAUAUAGAAAAGAAAUACCUCGCCUCCAUUGUUUCCAUCAUAAAAUUGGAUUCGUGUAAUACCAAAGUAUUCCAACAGACACUCAACCUUAUGACAAACCUUUUCGCUAUUAAGGAUGCUCAUGAGACAUUUACUACAGAGCUCUGUAAUUUAGCGAAGGAGACAAUCGAAGUCCUGGUAACUGACCUAGAUGCCUUGGCUAAAGAAGUUCCCGCAGUUGAUAGUGGUACGGAGGUGAGUUCAGAAAUUAUUCAGAAAUUUACUGUUCCUAGCUCAGAUCAAUCAAAACUUCUGAAAGUUUUAACGGCUAUUGACUACAUUUAUGUCAAUAGAAAAAAGGAAGAAGAACAGGUGGUAGAUCAGCUACUUCCCCUCUAUAACAAGAUGGAGUUGGGUCAUAUUUGGGUAUCUUUAAGCAACUGUCUCACGAGAUUUGAAGAAAAGCCUCGAAUGUCGACCUCUGCCACAAUACUCCUGCCCUUGAUUGAAUCUUUAAUGGUUGUUUGCAAACACAGUAAAGUUCGUGAGACUAAAGAUGCUCUACUCAAGUAUGAAGCAAAGAAGUGCGACUUUGCUCGUACCCCAGUUGAGAACUUAUUCUUUGCCUUUACUGACCUGCAUAAGAAAUUGCUCAAUGAGAUGAUUAGAUCUAACCCGAAGUUGAUGAGCGGACCUUUCUCCCUAUUAGUUAAAAAUCCAAAGAUUUUGGAUUUUGACAACAAGAGGUACUACUUCACCGCCCAACUUCGGGCUAUUACCCAUGACCGUCCCAAGCUCUCCAUUUCAGUCCGCAGAGAGCAUGUCUUUUUGGAUUCCUAUAGGUCUCUAUUCUUUAAGUCUAAUGAAGAUAUAAAGAUAUCCAAGCUGGAGAUCUCGUUUAAAGGUGAGGCAGGAGUGGAUGCCGGUGGUAUUACAAGAGAAUGGUACCAGGUUUUAUCAAGGCAGAUGUUUAACCCUGAUUAUGCCUUAUUUAUUCCAGUUGCCUCGGAUAAAACUACAUUCAGGCCAAACCGUACAUCAGGAAUAAACCCUGAACAUUUGUCUUUUUUCAAAUUUAUUGGAAUGAUUAUUGGUAAAGCUAUCAGUGAUCAAUGUUUCCUAGACUGUCAUUUUAGUCGUGAAGUUUACAAGAAUAUCUUAGGGAAGCCCGUUGCGUUGAAGGACAUGGAAUCCCUGGACCUGGACUAUUACAAAUCCCUUAUCUGGAUUUUAGAGAACGAUAUAACGGAUAUUAUCGAGGAAACCUUCUCGGUAGAAACUGACGAUUAUGGUGAGCAUAAGGUAAUUGAAUUGAUUGAAAAUGGUGCCCAUGUUGCUGUCACUGAGCAAAAUAAGCAUGACUAUGUGAAGAAAAUUGUUGAGUACAAAUUGCAAACUUCAGUAAAAGAUCAGAUGGAAAACUUCUUACAAGGUUUUUAUGCGAUUAUUCCAAAAGACUUGAUAUCCAUCUUUGACGAACAAGAACUAGAGCUGCUAGUGAGUGGUUUACCUGAUAUUGAUGUUGACGAUUGGAAGAAUAACACUAUUUAUGUGAAUUACACGCCGACUUGUAAGCAGAUUAAUUACUUUUGGCGCGCAGUCCGUUCUUUUGACAAAGAGGAGCGGGCUAAAUUACUACAAUUCGUCACAGGCACGAGUAAAGUCCCAUUAAAUGGAUUUAAAGAACUAAGUGGUGUUAAUGGGAUCAGUAAGUUUUCUAUCCACAGGGAUUACGGUUCCAUUGAUAGGUUGCCCUCAUCUCAUACUUGCUUUAAUCAGCUAGACCUACCAGCAUAUGAUUCCUAUGAAACAUUACGUGGCUCGCUAUUAUUGGCAAUUAAUGAGGGCCAUGAGGGAUUUGGUAUUGCAUAA
Messenger RNA from Eremothecium gossypii ATCC 10895, 9777 nucleotides. It is a transcript of the gene TOM1, whose product is annotated as E3 ubiquitin-protein ligase TOM1. Bases 1 to 9777 code for a protein of 3258 amino acids. Gene Ontology annotation, biological process: proteasome-mediated ubiquitin-dependent protein catabolic process; positive regulation of protein catabolic process; protein polyubiquitination. NCBI's taxonomy places the organism in Eukaryota, Fungi, Ascomycota, Saccharomycetes, Saccharomycetales, Saccharomycetaceae. The record is from RefSeq and is marked provisional. Gene Ontology annotation, molecular function: ubiquitin-protein transferase activity. The transcript has a single exon.